Molecule: messenger RNA, 1890 nt
Organism: Bipolaris sorokiniana ND90Pr
Lineage: Eukaryota; Fungi; Ascomycota; Dothideomycetes; Pleosporales; Pleosporaceae
Exons: 1
Coding region: 174-1613 (479 amino acids)
Source: RefSeq, a predicted model, not a curated record
AAUCAGUCAGUAGUUGAGAAGCGAGACGAGAGCACUGAGCGAGGCCCUUGUUGUAUAUAAGAACGUCUGCUACAUGGCACAUCAUCUCAUCAUCAGCACUGGUCUUCACCACCUUCCAAUCGCUUUCACCCUUUUGAUACUCUCGCUACAACUAUUUCACACGCUCACUCACUAUGCGUUCUUACCACCUUCUUGUGGCGACUGCCGCCCUUGUAGCGGCCUCGCCUGCUCCCCAAAGCUUCGAUGCGCCUGAGAAAAUCGUCAACGAUGUUGCCCAGGGCCCCAAGAUGGGUGUUAUUUCCGAGGUCGGCAAAUACGACCAAAAGAAGGCUCUCGCUGUCGCCGCUGAUGCCGGCUCCAAGCCUGCGGCUGCUCAGGCAGCCAAGAGGAAUAUUGAGGCCCGCUCCCCUACCUUCGGUUGGUGGGACUGGUUCAACUCUGGAACUGCUCAGACCUACAACAAGCCCCAGCCCCAGCAGUACGGCAGCAACCUACCUCCUCCUCCUAACCCUGUCUACGUAGCAGGUGGUGCUCUUCCUACUCCUCCUCCCGUUGGUGGCAACCCACCAAGUGGCCCUACUCCCACCCAGCCUCCUACUCCUGGCAAUGCUCUGCCUACUCCCGGCGAGUCGUCGACCAAUCUUGCUCCCUCCUCUUGCGCCCCAGUCGACUGGAUCAACACCUGGUCCUUCACUGCUGACCCAGCCUGUGCUACUCAAAUCGAGGUCGGCACCUACUGUGGAUUCAUCAACCCUCUCGACCCUUGCGCUGCUCAGCCCAACGCGUACGGACCUCCCACCGUCCCUGACACCGUCGAUGCUUUCAAGAACAACGAUGUUUACCACAAGAUGGCCACCUCUGCCCAGACUCCUUCCGGCUGGGACAAGGCGUUCACCGACUUGAGCGCCUCCGUCUCCGGCAGCGGAUACCUUGGAUACUUCGAACUCACCAGCUACGACCCUCUUACCUGCGCCAAGAAGUGCGAGGCGACCGAGACCUGCACUGGCUUCAACGUCUUCGUUGAGCGCGACCCCAAGUGGAACCCUGAACAGUGCUCUUGCAAGGAGGCUGACUCUGUCACCCGCUUCAAGUGCACUCUCUGGGGUCAGGAUGUUACCAAGGAGUCUGCCACCAACAACGGCCAGUAUCAAGCCGGUUUCGAGGUCGUCAUUGUCGCUUCCAACGGAUACAACAAGAAGAACUACGUUCCCCCUACUCCUCCUUCUUGCAGCAAGCCCCAGUCUUGCGGCAAGCACUUGAUCAACCAGCAGCCCUACUGCAUCGGUCAGACCACCAUCCCCGGACCCUUCGACCCUGCCCUCUGCGCCGCCUACGCCCAGAAGCAGAACGAGGCCAACAGGAAGCAGGGCUGGCUCGCUCAGUGGAUGUCCCUCUUCGGCUACAGCAAGAGCGGCUGCGUCCAGUUCCAGGCUGCCUACCUUGAGAAGAACGGCGUCGGUUUCGGUACCCACUGCCGUCUCUACACCAGGAAGUUCACCCCCGCCCAGGCCAACCUCGACAUCAGCAUCAACACCCAGAAGAAGUGGGGCUGCCAGAAGUCCUUCAUCUUCGACGUUGAUGUCAACGCCAACUUCAACUGGGGCAGCCGAUAAAUGCUGCCCAGCAUUCAAAACAACCAGCAACGACUCAUGUUCCCAACCGGGUGAAGACGCAUGAACCAGGAAUCCUGAUCGGAUAUGGUGGAUGUUAAUGAGUAGCUAAUCUUUGGUCUCGGAGUUUUCAGCUUUUGCUUUCCAUGUAUAUACCAACCUGACUUUACCUUGGGCCCUUGUCUGCCCGCCGCAUAGUCGCUCCUUAAAAUCGUUUAUAGCAACGCUUGUAGUCGUAAUGUAUCAAUAAUUGCAUUUGGCAAACCAAAAAGUCCGCCCU